Molecule: messenger RNA, 2191 nt
Organism: Jaculus jaculus (lesser Egyptian jerboa)
Lineage: Eukaryota; Metazoa; Chordata; Mammalia; Rodentia; Dipodidae
Gene: Zfp36l2
Product: ZFP36 ring finger protein like 2
Exons: 2
Coding region: 326-1885 (519 amino acids)
Molecular function (GO): mRNA binding; metal ion binding
Source: RefSeq, a predicted model, not a curated record
GCGGCGGGCCGGGCACCCCGGAGCGCCGUGCCGCGCUCUUCGCUUCUCCUCUUUUCCCCUCCACGCCGCCCCCUCUUUCUCCUUCUCGCAGUCCUUCCCCCCCACUAUCCUCUCCCUCUCCUUUCCCUUCCCCACCCCACCCCCCGAAAGAAAAAAAGAAACCACAAAAACUUUUCGGUCCUUCCCCCGCCCCUCGCCCGUUAUUCGUCGUGGCUCGAGCCCGGCCGCGCCGCCCCGAGGGCGCCUCCCCACCACCCGGCUUGGGCUUGCUACUGCUGCUGCUGCUGCUGCUCUUGCAACUCCGACCAUCGCGGGACCCAGAAAAAUGUCGACCACACUUCUGUCGGCCUUCUACGACAUCGACUUCUUGUGCAAGACGGAGAAAUCCCUGGCCAAUCUCAAUCUGAACAACAUGCUAGACAAGAAGGCCGUGGGGACGCCCGUGGCCGCCGCCCCCAGCUCCAGCUUCACUCCGGGCUUCCUCCGACGGCACUCGGCCAGCAACCUGCACGCGCUCGCCCACCCUGCCCCCAGCCCCGGCAGCUGUUCGCCCAAGUUCCCGGGCUCCGCUAACGUGGGCGGCGGCGGCGGCGGGGGCUGCAGCAGCAGCAGCAGCGUGGGCGUGGGCGGCCCGGCUUCUUACGGACCCCUGAAGGAGCCGUCGGGGGCCAUGGGCACGGCGCUGCUCAACAAGGAGAACAAAUUCCGGGACCGCUCGUUCAGCGAGAACGGCGAGCGCAGCCAGCAACUCCUGCACCUGCAGCAGCAGCAGAAGGGCGGCGGCGGCGGCGGCGGCUCGCAGAUCAACUCCACGCGCUACAAGACGGAGCUGUGCCGCCCGUUCGAGGAGAGCGGCACGUGCAAGUACGGCGAGAAGUGCCAGUUCGCGCACGGCUUCCACGAGCUGCGCAGCCUCACGCGGCACCCCAAGUACAAGACGGAGCUGUGCCGCACCUUCCACACCAUCGGCUUCUGCCCGUACGGGCCCCGCUGCCACUUCAUCCACAACGCGGACGAGCGGAGGCCGGCGCCGCCGCCCUCGUCCUCGUCGUCGGGGGCCGCCGCCGUGGCCGGGGACCUGCGCGCCUUCGCCGCCGGCGGCGCCCGCGACGCGCUGCACCUGGGCUUCGCCCGGGAGCCCCGACCCAAGCUGCAUCACAGCCUCAGCUUCUCGGGCUUCCCGUCGGGUCAUCACCACGCACCGCCACCCCCGGGCGCCCUCGAGUCGUCGUCGUCGCCGCUGCUGCUCGCCAGCCCCACGUCGCGCACGCCGCCCCCGCCGCCGCCGCCGCCUCCUCCUCCUUCCUCCUGCUCGUCGGCCUCCUCCUGCUCGUCGUCCUCCACGUCGUCCUGCUCGGCGGCCUCCGCGCCCUCGGGAGGAGCCCCGACGUGCUGCGCCUCGACGGCGGCGGCGGCUGCAGCGGCGGCGGCCGCCCUGCUCUACGGCACCGGGGGCGGCGGCGCGGAAGACCUGCUGCCUCCCGGGGCGCCGUGCACCGCCUGCUCCGCCGCCGCCGCCUCGUCCCCGGGCGCCAACAACGCCUUCGCCUUCGGUCCCGAGCUGAGCAGCCUCAUCACGCCGCUGGCCAUCCAGACGCACAGCUUCGCCGCGGCCGCCGCCGCCGCCGCCUACUACCGCAGCCAGCAGCAGCCGCCGCCGCCGCCGGUCCCCGCGCAGCCGCCCUCGCCGCCCUUCGGCUUCCAGCUGCCGCCCCGACGCCUGUCCGAGUCGCCCGUGUUCGACGCGCCCCCCAGCCCCCCGGACUCGCUGUCCGAUCGCGACAGCUACCUGAGCUCCGGCAGCCUCAGUGGCUCCGAAUCGCCCAGCCUCGACCCUGGCCGCCGCCUGCCCAUCUUCAGCCGCCUGUCCAUCUCCGACGAUUGAGGCAAGAGGGCGCCAGUGAGAUGGAGGAGGAGGAGGGAAAGGCCGCCCUGGGUUGUUUGCAGGGAGCCCCCCCCCCCCCUUCUUAACCCCCAUCUGCUAGCUCGCCCUUGCAAGAAGGCAUGGGGAAGGGAGAGAGGAUGGGGGGGUGUAAGUGGGGUGACAAAGCCACAGGAGGACUUUGGCAGCUCCCACCCACCACCACCACCCCCAUCCCCACCGAGCACUUGGACUCGAACUCUGUGCCAGGAGGAGCGCCCCACCACUCCUCCACUUCUUUCGGUUUUUUUCUCGUUUGGGUUUUUUUUU